AUGGCGCGCCAACUCACCUUGCAGACCGCUUAUAAGAUGAACUCGGGGUAUGAUAUUCCGGCGCUCGGAUUUGGGGUAUACGAAACUCCUGCAGACAUCACUACGAGUGUUACUCUCAAGGCACUAGAAACAGGAUAUCGCCAUAUUGACUCUGCAAAAGCAUACCGCAACGAGGCCGAAUGCGCUGAAGCCAUCAGGAAGUCUGGAUUGAAGCGUGAAGACAUAUUCUUCACCACUAAAGUUCCAUGGAGGUCUCUGGGGUAUGACAAAACCAAGGAGUCCAUUGACCAAAGCCUGAAGGACGCGAAAGUGGACUAUUAUGAUUUGAUCCUUCUUCAUGCUCCUUACGGAGGAAAGGAGGCUCGCGAAGGUGCAUGGCGUGCCCUCGUCGAAGCCCAGAAGGCUGGUAAAGUUCGAUCAAUUGGUGUAUCCAACUAUGGGAUUCAUCACCUCGAAGAAUUAGAGGAAUAUAACAAGGCUAUCGGUGGUAAAAUCGACGUUGGCCAAUACGAAAUUCACCCCUGGGUUCCUAGAAAGGACAUUGUUGAAUGGCUUCGAAAGCGCAACGUUAUCGUCGAAGUGUACAGUCCUCUUGUCCGUGCAAAGAGAAUGGACGAGCCAGUCUUGCUCGAGUUAGCCAAAAAGCACAACAAGUCUCCUGCCCAGAUUCUCAUCAGGUGGAGUCUGCAAAAGGGACUGGUUCCGCUUCCGAAAUCUGUCACUGAGUCGCGUAUCAAAGACAAUGCCGCUGUCUUCGAUUUCGAGCUUUCCGAAGAGGAUAUGGGAACUCUCGAAACCGAUGAAUACCAAUUUGUUUGCUGGGAUCCAACCACCCAUAAGGAUGGCGAUCCCAUGUAA
Ophidiomyces ophidiicola is the source of this 858-nucleotide messenger RNA. RefSeq lists its product as uncharacterized. Gene Ontology annotation, molecular function: oxidoreductase activity. The transcript has 6 exons. Bases 1 to 858 code for a protein of 285 amino acids. Lineage: Eukaryota; Fungi; Ascomycota; Eurotiomycetes; Onygenales; Onygenaceae. The record is from RefSeq and is a predicted model, not a curated record.